Molecule: messenger RNA, 444 nt
Organism: Symbiodinium natans
Lineage: Eukaryota; Dinophyceae; Suessiales; Symbiodiniaceae
Source: the annotation of a GenBank genome assembly
AUGUUCCUUAGUUACUGGUUCUACAGCCGCAAAGACGACGAGAAGAAGCACAGCUUUCGGCUGCUGGAGAGGAAGGCCGCGGCGGACGAAGAUUUGCCGAGCCAUGUCGACGUGGUGUCCAAAGUGAUCCCCAUCGAUUCAGAAGGCAAGGUCGCUCGAGGCAAUGAGAAGACCAGUGGCGAGAAGCUGGCUGAGCAGCUCUUUCAGGCAGCCAGCGACCCCACCUUCAAGCCGAACGUGGAUGUUACCUGUGCAGAGGUCUCGGCAGGCUCUGCCGGACAGCUGUCACAGUACUUUUGGGAUUCAGGGUUGCUCAAUGGGAACAAGGAGGACCCGUCGGCCCCUGUCGUCGACAUCAUCGUGGCGCCGAAUGUCUUCACCGCACGGCGUCAGGCCUCUGCGACGGGCCGCGCCGUCGCGCUUGUGAAGCAGGUCCCCGAGUAG